Podospora anserina S mat+ is the source of this 789-nucleotide messenger RNA. RefSeq lists its product as uncharacterized. Lineage: Eukaryota; Fungi; Ascomycota; Sordariomycetes; Sordariales; Podosporaceae. The record is from RefSeq and is a predicted model, not a curated record. Gene Ontology annotation, cellular component: endoplasmic reticulum membrane. The transcript has a single exon. Bases 1 to 789 code for a protein of 262 amino acids. Gene Ontology annotation, biological process: regulation of store-operated calcium entry.
AUGCGCUGCCUCAACACCGGCUCCUCUUACACAUCCGAAGACAUAGAAUGGUCCUGCACCGCCUCCCUGCCCCCCACCCUCCGCCUCGACAGGACAGAGGUUAUUUGCGAGGGGUACGAUUCCCCGGAUGACCCUUAUGUCCUAAAAGGGAGUUGCGGGGUGGAGUACACUUUACAGCUCACCGAUCAAGGCAGGCAGGAACACCCUGGUUUGUACUUCAAACCGGGUCUGUUGAUGAACGACAAGAAUGAAACAGAUUGGGGGGGUGUACUCUUCGGAAUCAUUUUUGUCGGAGUGGUGGUGUGGAUUAUCUGGGGGGCCUGGAGGGGGGCGAGGGAUAAUACUGCCAAUGGGCAGAGGAGACAACCACGGACAGGAGGGGGUUACGGUUCGGGGUGGGGGGGUAACAACGAUGACGAUGACGAUCCGCCUCCUCCUUACCCUGGUUCUGGUUCAGGAAGGGGGGCUAGACGCCCGAAAACAACGAGUUCGAGUUCCAGACAGCCACAACAGCAGGAACAGGGCUGGCGGCCGGGGUUUUGGACGGGGCUGGCGUCGGGGGCGGCGGGGGGGUAUAUGGCUGGGCAGAGGAGGGGGAAUAAUUCCAGUGCUUUCGGGGGGUAUAACAACAGCAAUUAUGAGGACAACUACCGCGGCGGGUCGAGCAGGUUUGGAGGUGGGGGGAGCGGUUGGGGCGGUGGUGCUGCUGGACCGUCGAGGUCGUCUGGCUCGGGGAGUUCUGGACCAAGUCAUGAAAGCACUGGGUAUGGGUCUACUUCGAGAAGAUAG